Messenger RNA from Lodderomyces pseudojiufengensis, 513 nucleotides. It is a transcript of the gene NCE102, whose product is annotated as Nce102p. Gene Ontology annotation, biological process: eisosome assembly; protein localization to plasma membrane. Lineage: Eukaryota; Fungi; Ascomycota; Pichiomycetes; Serinales; Debaryomycetaceae. Gene Ontology annotation, cellular component: eisosome; plasma membrane. The record is from RefSeq and is a predicted model, not a curated record. The transcript has a single exon. The coding region runs from base 1 to 513 and encodes 170 amino acids.
AUGUUAGCAAUUGGAGACGUUAUUUUAAGAGCUUUUAAUUUUAUCUUUUUAGCAAUUGCUUUAGGUUUAACUGGUUCAUUAGCAGCAACAACAAGAUAUCAACAUAAUCCACAAGUUAAUUUUGCUGUUUUCGCAUCAGCAUUUGGUUUAUUAACUUCAUCAUUAUAUGGAAUAUUUGCAUAUUUUAUUAGUGCUUUCGCAUGGCCAGUUAUAUUAUUUAUUUUUGAUUUCUUAAAUUUUGUUUUCACUUUUGCUGCUGCUACUGCUAUUGCUGCUGGUAUUAGAGUUCAUUCAUGUGGUAAUGAAGAUUAUUUAAAUGAUAACAAUAUUACUCAAGGUUCAAGUGGUAGAUGUAGAAAAGCUCAAGCUUCUGUUGCUUUCUUAUAUUUUUCAACUUUUAUUUUCAUUGCAAGUGGUAUUUUUAGUUUAAUUGGUUUAUUUAAAGGUGGAUUAUUUGGUUCUUCAUCAAGAUCAACUCCAAGAACUGGUGUUCCAACUAUGUCACAAGUAUAA